CUCUCUCUCUGUCUGUGUGUGCAUCUCUCUCUCUCUCUCCCACUCUCUCUCUCUCUCUCUUUUUUUCUCUCUCUCUCUCUCUAUUUCACAUUAACACAGGCCAAAUAAGACAGUGUAAAAUGUGAUAUUAAAAACAUUCUUUCCUUCCUUUAAACAGACCUGUAAUAUGAUGAGUGAUGAUUGUUUGUUCUUCCUGGUUACAGAUUCAGCAGGUCAUGGGGUAAAGCGGAAGUUUGACGAACUUGAUUCAUCGUCCACGUCAUCGCGGUCUGAUCAUUCGGACACGCCCAAGAUCUCACUCAGCCAGCUGCAGGAGCGCCACCUAGCGGCCAGGCAGAAGCUCACAUCCGCCACAAGUCAUUUAAAAUCUAGUGCAUUCGUCUUUCCCGAGACGCGGGACCGAGAGAGACAUCUUAGUCGUGAGUUUGUGGAACAGUUUCACGAGUCCGUUCUCCAGUCAACGAGACAGAAGGAACUGUCGGAAAGACUAGGCAGCUCAAGUUCACGGUCAGAUGACGGCUCAAGAACUCAUGAUCAAGCAGCAAACAGUUGCUUGCCGAGAAAUCUUUCAUCCAGUGAUACCCCCAACUCAUCUACUCAUUACCCACAGUGCUCAGACAGUCAAACCACGAAGUGGCCUGGUGUAGAGGCCGUCAUGGAGUCAUAUCACAGAUACCUACAGGAUCAGAAAUUAGAAAAACAAAUUCUCUUGGAGCGAUGCCGAUGGUUACAGUCCGAUAACCGGGAACUCAAUAAAAACGCGGAAAGAUUGAGUCACAGAAUGUCGACUUUGUUAGAAACCAAACAGAGAUCCGAUGAUGACAGAAACACUACCCAGAAUGCAAUAGACAAUCUAAAACGAAGUAUUAAGCACAUGAGAUGAUACGUCGUAGCAUAACGUCAUAUUCCUGGAGAAAAGACUCAUCUUUGAGCAAUUAAAUGAUAAUGGAUUACGACAGAAUAAUGGAAAAUAUGACACAAUUGAAAUAUUCUCCGUACAACCAAGUCCAGUGUAAUAAUGGAAGUCUAGGGGAGAUAACUCUGUGAUGCUGACAACUGAGGUUAUCAAAUAUAUCAACAGAUCUAGGUUUUAUUAUCAAGGCAGCUUAAAAACAGGGUCAUCCAGCUGUUGGCCUAAUGAUGGUGCCUACCGUCCUCGACAGCCCAUAUGGAUGAGGUGUGUGCCCAGGACAUUGUGCUUGAUCAUUAAUUGGAUGUAAGCUCAGAAAUCUGGUUACAAUACUAAUCACGACCCUGCAAGUGCAAGAUAGUUGAGGUGUGUCCAGGACAGCAUGCUUGAACUUUAAUUGGAUGUCAGCAUGGAAAUAGGUUACAAUACUACCCACAACAUGGCAAAUAAGGCUUAAAAUUCAUUUUGUGGAGUUGGAAGCAACAGUUGCUUGUCAAAUUUUAUUCUUGUUGAUGGAAAAAAAAUUCAAAAUGUCAAGUGUCAAUUUUAACAAAUGCUUGAUAUCCACUAACCAAUAAUGAAUAAAUCCAUGUGCUCUAAAGGUGUUGUUAAACAAAACAAACUUUAUCUUUCGUAGUAGACAAUAAUAGCGGGCUGUGAUUUCCUUUUCACCUGGUACUUCUAUUAAAUGAUAUUUCUGCUGUAUUGGUUUCACUCUCUUAAUUUAUCUGCCAUUAAUUGACCAUUUAGAUUACACCAAUGUGUUCAAACCAAAAUGGAUGUUAACUUUGUAAUAUCAUUCACAGAAGAGUACUCGUCAGUUCUGGGCACUCUUUCACACGCAGUACAAUUAUGGACUUGGAUGUUAUGUUUUGGAAACAUUAUUUACGAAGUAUUUGUCAUCUCUGUAGGCUAUGGGAAAACAAAUAUCAAUAUUCGAUAACCGAACAAUGAAAUGUGACAUUGCCAGGAAUACUUUCUCAGUUCGUUUUGUGUAUUUUAUUAACAAUUCCCUUUGUGGAAAUCAACCUGGAAAGGUAUUAUUUACCAUUUGUGUCAUUUGAUAUGAACAUUUAUUUUGCUUUAUGAUAAUUUAUGCUUCAUGUUCUACAAAUUUGUGUCAUUAUGCACAAAACUUUCUUGCGCAAUCUACCAAAUUUAUAAAUAUUUACAUACAAAAAUAUUGUGCUCAUAAAAACUGUCUGGACACCCAUUUUUCACCCAUCCCCAUUAAAUCAAUUCUUAACUUUCUGUGUGUUAAAAGUUUUUCUCUUUUAUUUAAACCUUGUUUAUAUAAUUAAUCUCAGGAGAUAAAAAAAAAACUUUUUAUAAAUCAGGUUAAAUUAUACAAGAUCUUAAUACAUUAUAUAUAUAUAUAUAUAUAUAAAUAUAAAUAUAAAUAUAAAUAUAAAGUCUGCACUUGUUUAUUUUUCUCUCUUUUUUUACUGAAAAUGCUGACAGGGGCCUUAAUUAAAUGGGUUUGAUGUAGUACUGUACAUGUAGCUAGCAAAUACAGGUCCUUUGCUUAUAAAACGUUUACAGUCUGGACUCAAACCUGUAAUAAAAUCUGAAACUUUAACGUCUUGGCUACGCCAUAUAAAGUGUAUGGGUGUGGCAUCAUUAAAGAUAGAAUCUAGACAGUUUUGUAAGCAUAGGCCCAGAUCCACCAAAAACCACUUGGAUUGCCUUGCCAGUAAUCGAGUCUAUAUUACUUAAGAAAAGUAGAAAUAUGCUUUAGCAGAAAAGUAAAUAAAUCAAUAAAAUUUUAAUGGUGCAUCUUGAUUGGCAUUAUAUUAUUCUGGUCUAGAUGUUUUGUUUAUGAACCAUAGUAACCAAUGCUUUAAGCAAAAAUUUCAAAAGUAUGUAUUUAUGAGAGAAUUCUUCUUGAUGAAGUUAAUGGAAUUUCGCUAGGCUAGACGGAGGUGUUGGUGCUUCAGUGAUGCAGUAGAUAAGGGAGGAUCUUAUCUAAAAACUGGGUCCUCUCCCCAGGGGAGUUCUGGAGUGAGGAGAAGGUUUUAGCCAUCUGUUUUAGUCAUCAAUAUUUGAUGUGAUCAGUAAAAUACACCUAUCUGUGAUGCUCUGUGGCCUUUUCUCAUUAUUUUAUCUACAAUCUCAACAGCUGGACAGUACAGUGGUGUUUUUUUAUGUGAACUUGUAUUUAUAACACCAAAAAACAUUGUAUACACAUUGGGAAAACAAAGGUAUAUAAAAAAAAGUGGUUACAUUUAAAAACAAUGCUUAAAGAUUGUCAUAUAUGCCUUGUACGACUUUCUCAGAACAAGGGUAUAUGAUGUGGAUACAUUUAGAAUCGAUGACUAAAGAUUGUUAUAUGCCUUGUAUGACUUUCUCAGAACAAGGGUAUAUGAUGUGGAUACAUUUAGAAUCGAUGCCUAAAGAUUGUUAUAUGCCUUGUAUGACUUUCUCAGAACAAGGGUAUAUGAUGUGGAUACAUUUAGAAUCGAUGCCUAAAGAUUGUUAUAUGCCUUGUAUGACUUUCUCAGAACAAGGGUAUAUGAUGUGGAUACAUUUAGAAUCGAUGCCUAAAGAUUGUUAUAUGCCUUGUAUGACUUUCUCAGAACAAGGGUAUAUGAUGUGGACACAUUUAGAAUCGAUGCCUAAAGAUUGUUAUAUGCCUUGUUUGAGUUACUAAGAACAAGGGUAUAUGAGGUGGAUACAUUUAGAACCAAUGCUUAAAGUUUGUUGUAUACUUUGGUUGAAUUACUGAGAUCAAGGGUAGACUGAUGGAGUGGUUACAUUCACAAACAUUUGUGCUGGGGUGUCGUUCAAUACAUUCACAACCAAUGCCUAAAGAUCAUCUUAUUUGAGUAGACCUGAACAUGGAUAUCUCAGAACAAGGUACAAGCAUCAAAAUAUGGUUUGAAGGAAACCUAAAAACUGGUACGAUACAAUAUUUAUUGUUGGAAAUGCAAAUAUGUUUAUACAGACCAUAUAAUUGUUUUCUGUGAAAACAAUCAUUUCCAUGCAGCAGAAAAUCUACUUUUAGCAAACCACAGAGAAUAUUUUAUAGAAGUGUGACAUCAUACUCGCCUGUGGCUGAUAACGCAUUUCAUGCAAUAUUUAUGAACUUGCUUAUUUUGAUAUUAAUGUGGUUAAUAAACACGGUAAAAAUAGAAUGUAUACUGAAACUCCCAUUGAAAAGGCACAACCCAAUUUUCACUUUCAGUUGUUACUGCCAGUGUGUAAGGUUGCUAUAAAACGCACAAUAACCCUAACUCUUGUGGACAAUUGUCGAGUUAUUUAUUGUCUACCAGAGUAUAUUUCAGUCAUAUAAAAUCAGUUAAAGCAACUUAAAUUUAUCAUUAUUUCUUUUCAUAUCUUUUACAACAACUACAAAUCUGAUGUGUUUUUAAUGGAGUUCAGUAUAUAACGAUCGUAUUGCUUCAGUUACGUUUUACGAGACAUGAACCAUCCUGUAGUGACAGAACCACCAUCAUAGUUUUCUCAUCUUGCUUCAUAACUUUCAUCAAUGUAAGAGUAGAACCAGUUUUUCUUAUUUUUAAUUUCAUAAUUUUACUAAAGUAUUCUGAAUGAACAUUUUCACCUCGUGCCACAUUUAUGAAAUUGGAAGGUACAGCUAAAAGUUUCCAGUUAAAUUUGUAUUUUAUAUACUUUAAUGAAAUAGUAAUGGUAUUCAGUAAAAUGAACAAACAUGGUCAGAUAAUUAAUUGUAUGUUAAAGGAAUUGUAACAGUUUAUGAUGAACAAAGCAUUUUUGAUGACUAAAAAUUACACAUUAAAGAUAGUUUCUUGUUUAGAAUAUCAGUUGUCGUCAUACUGUGUGUAGUAGACCAAAUCAGAUUUUACCUCGCAAUAAUUUCGUAUACACAAAGAAAUGUAAGAUGAAAAAUCGGGCCUUUGAAAAUUGUGAGAACGAUCGCUUGAAACUAAGUUUACCUAACCUAUUUUAUUGUUCGUGAGAAAUGUGGAUCACCAUUUAUUUGGAUAUAACACGUUAUGCAAAAAGGAAAUGGGUUACCUGGGUUUAUUUCUGCGUAACCGAUAAAUGGAUCACGCAGAUUUUCAGUUCUCGGAGUCACGAUCACAAACACAUUGGAUAUACAGACACUGGUAUUCUAAACAACAAAAUGCAUUUAAUAUGUCAUUUUAGUCGCCAACAAGGCUUCGGUAGUCGGAAAUAUCUUACAAUGGCUGCAAACUUGGGACCGUUCCCUUCAAUGUACAAAAGAAAUGGCAAAAUGAAAUGUUAGUUGUAGAAAAACACUUUGCACAACUCCAAAGCUUUAGCACCCAGUUUCAACACAUUGUAUUGUUGUAAAGCCUUUUUGCUUGUGAUGCUCUUUCUUCCCCCAUGACAGUUUAUUUAUUAAUUUAUUGCUUCACACCAGUGUAGAGGCAAGUAAAUAAUGUGUAGAGUAGAGUCGGUUUUCUAUGUGAUGGCCGAAUCUACAUGUAUGUAUAUUUAUAUAUUCUUAAACUGUAUGUGAGGCCAAGUCGGCCCAAUCUCCGAUAAUGUUGGAUGAAAUUUAACUUGUGAAUCUGUUUAAAAUCUGUCUCGUCAAUAAACACAGAUGUUAAAUACU
Molecule: messenger RNA, 5471 nt
Organism: Gigantopelta aegis
Lineage: Eukaryota; Metazoa; Mollusca; Gastropoda; Neomphalida; Peltospiridae
Product: genetic suppressor element 1-like
Exons: 4
Coding region: 167-883 (238 amino acids)
Source: RefSeq, a predicted model, not a curated record